Molecule: messenger RNA, 8120 nt
Organism: Bombus terrestris (buff-tailed bumblebee)
Lineage: Eukaryota; Metazoa; Arthropoda; Insecta; Hymenoptera; Apidae
Gene: Ptp61F
Product: tyrosine-protein phosphatase non-receptor type 2
Exons: 8
Coding region: 346-1827 (493 amino acids)
Biological process (GO): protein dephosphorylation
Molecular function (GO): protein tyrosine phosphatase activity
Source: RefSeq, a predicted model, not a curated record
CACGUUGGCUCGUAUCUUGUAUUUCGCGGUGGUAGCAGCGGCGGCGAAGGUGAACGGUGGUGGUCCGAGUUUGCAGAGUGGGUACAGUGUGUACGUUAGAUAGCGAAGGUGUAAGUACGUCUGGCUGGUGAGCUGUGCUUACGCGUUUUCGUCUCCCGUGCGGCGGGGGCUACCCUUCGCAAUAAUCCGCGUCACGCAUGGCACCGCUUCGUGCCUGAGACGCCUUUUUCUCGGAGACAGAGAGAGCAGGAUCGUGCACGGCCGGGGCCCAGCCUCUUCGCGUGCCUCGUCUCAUUUUGUCGUUUUCGAGCGCCGGGGAGACAGAGUCGCGAACGAGCCGACAGAAUGACCAGCCAGGAGACGCUCGACCAAGGGAUCAGUAACGUGGAAACCGAGUAUCUCGAGAUCAACUCGAAAGGAGCCUGGCCGAUUCUCUAUCAGCAUAUACGCAACGAAUGCAGUAAUUUUACAUACACAUGCAAUGAAUCAAAGAAACCACAAAACAGAAAUUUAAACCGUUAUAGAGAUGUUUUGCCAUAUGACCAUAGUAGGAUUGUCCUUAAAAGGGGCCCAUGUGAUUAUGUCAAUGCUAACCUCAUACGGGUAGAUCGUGCCCAUAGACAAUACAUUCUUACACAAGGACCAUUGGAAAAUACUGCUGGCCACUUUUGGCUAAUGGUAUGGGAGCAAAAUUCUAAAGCUGUGUUAAUGUUAAAUAAGAUAAUUGAAAAGAAUCAUGUUAAGUGUUAUCAGUAUUGGCCUCUUGGUGAUUCGAUUAAUACUAUGAUGUUUCCGGAUGUUGGUAUAAAAGUAAAAUAUAUCAGUAAAACAGAAUCAUCGGAUUACACAACUAGAAUAUUAAAGUUAACUGACUUGGAAACAAAAGAAAGUAGAGAAAUAUUACAUUUUCAUUAUACUACCUGGCCUGACUUUGGAGUUCCACAAAGUCCAACAGCUUUUUUACGUUUUUUAACAGAUGUCAGGCAAUCAGGAGCAUUAGAUCAAAAUGUUGGUCCCCCUGUGGUACAUUGUUCUGCAGGAAUUGGGAGAUCAGGAACAUUUUGUUUAGUUGAUACAUGUCUUGUUUUGAUUGAAGAAAGUGGAUUGAAUUCUGUGAAUGUUAGAGAAGUGUUAAUAGAAAUGAGAAGACACAGAAUGGGUUUAAUUCAAACACCAGAUCAAUUAAGAUUUUCAUAUGCUGCCAUCAUCGAAGGAGCAAAACAACUGCCAUCCAACAACGUGAAUAUUAAUAAUGAAGUGGUAACAAAUCAUUAUGACGUGGUAAGUAACAUCAGUAAUUCUUCGAACGAAGAGGAAGAUGAACCACCUCCUUUGCCACCUCCAAGAGGUGAAUCCUUAACACGUAGCAUGAUGGCAGAUUUAACUUCAAAUCCAAUAACAAGAAAUGACGAAUUAAGUGCACCACCUGACAAACCAUUGCCUAGAGAGCCAUCAAUUUCCACAGAAAUAUCUACUACCAGUCCACAGGCUGUUGCAAACUCUGCAGUAAUCACAAACAAUUUACAUGAACAGAAUUCCGAUGGUGUUGUGGUGCCUAAUGAUAAUACUAGUGACGGUGAAAACUCUUCAAAAACAAUUAGUCCUCCGUCCAGUCCAGAUACGAAAAACGAAGUACGUCAUCGUAAUAAGGAGAAGAAAGAACGUCUGGCAGCACAAGUACGGGAGAUGAAGCGUCGUCAAAAAGAGACUGAAGAAUGGCAGAAGCUCAAGAGGUCAUUAUUUAAACCUCUUACAAUAGGCAUAGGCGCUGCAAUUGUUGGUGGGGGUAUUAUAGCAAUCUGUGGCUAUUUGUACAUGCGUGGUUAGGACCGAAUUGUUUCCCUGUCACACAUGUACAUGGACCAUCGAAUUGUCAGUGAUCGAAUAGGUGAUCCGCACAUUCAAGAAUAGUUACUUUCACUACGAAAUAUUUAACAGCUCCAUUGCACAUGCCAUUGAUUGCCGUUUCGAGAGAGUAAUUAAUCAGGGAGAAGCAUUUAGUGUUAUGUAAUUUAAAGUAAAAAUACACGCAGUCGUCGUGAGGCGUUAUAGUAAUGAGACUAUCAGUUGAGUUGGCAAAAUGAGACAUAUGUCAGUUAUCAAAGAAACGUUCAAGAGAAGUAACUUAUUCUAACAAAGUGCAUUUUGUAAAGGACAUUGCUGCACGAUAAAGAAGCGAGAAAAAAAAUGAGAAAGAGAUCAGGAAGUCAAUGAUAAAUAGGAACGAAAGAGAAAAAGGGAGAUCCUCGAUUUGUAUUUUUGUAUCGUGAUUCACUUAAUGAGUAUGUAUCAUACUAGAAGCUAAAUAUUCUUUUGAAAAUCUUCUUGUUAGGUUUCCAUGAAAGUUGCACUUGACAAAGUCAGUAGACCCUUUCGCAUUCGCGUUUCCAAUCAUAGUGAAAUAAGAGGUAAAUUAACUUAGAUUUUUACUUUGUGAUCUUUUUCUACCCAAUUAGAAAUAGAGACUAUCUUUUUUAUUUGUUUGAUGAUGCUAACAAUUGAACGUGUAUUCUGUGAAGUAGGAUGUAAGAAAAAGCACAUGUAAAAAUCUAAUAUAAGUAAAAUAACAGUGUCCUCUUAUUCUCAUAUUGUAAUGAUGGUAGGUUCUUACAUAUAAUAGAAUACAUUACACACGAAGUGGGUGCACGACAUUUCGAUAAGUAAGAUCGAUUAUUUACUUUUAAAGUAAUAAUCAAUAUAGAGGCAAUUAAAAGUAUUAAUUUACCACAUUUUUUAUUUCUUACAACAUUUAAAUAAAUUUAGAUUUCUUUAAUUUAAUUCAUUUCAUUAUCUCCAAUAUUUUAAUUCUGAUAAUGAGUUGAAGGAUGAAAGAGACGAGUUUCCUUCAAUUUUUCAACUGUUAUUCUUCGAACAAUUUGAUCUACUGUUAGCAAUCAUCCAGGGUACCAAAAUCAUUCGCUUAGAGUUUAAUAAGUAACCCCGAUCAUCUUGCUAGAAUUUAAUGGAUAUAUUCGUGAUAGUCAUAGAGAAAUGUUAAUGAACUUUACAGUUAUAGUACACUAUAUAAAUGUUUCUUUUUAUAAAUAACUUGCCCAUAUAAGUAGAAUCCAUUCUUCUAUAAAAUGUUCAUGACGAAACGAAGUCACAUUAGAAAUUAGCAUAAGCGAUGCCUGUGACGUACCAUGGCCCAUUCUCACAUGGCAGAUGAAUGUUGUUUACUUAAAAUCAUCGAUUUCGUUCGAAACUUGUUCCUGGGGCAUGCGUUAAAGGGGAGGGGAAAGAAAAAAGAAACAAAUCAUCUUGACUUUCUCUCUUCCUGGAAGAAACGCGUCAUCGAGAUAUUCCGUUUAAUAUGGCAACUGGUGCCUUCGAUGUUGUGUGUACUUCGUAAAUAAUUCAUGCAAUUUCGUAAAAUGCUCGUAAUCGUUUGUAAUAUGAGUCAUUUUAUACUCGAAGUAGCCGAGGGUAUUUUUUAUGCGAGAAUUACAUGACCUGGUUAACAGAAAAAUUAUCAAAUUUCUCGUAAUACUGGAAUAAUUAGCGGCAAGAAUAUUCUCAGCGAGCAAAACUUGCUAUUGUAUUCAUCACUCGUUAUCCUGCGCAUUGCGUUUUUCAUUUCAUGUGAUGAAAUUGUCGACAUAAUGGGUGCCAAACAAUGAGAAGCCAACAAGAAUUUUGUACGUCAUGCAUAAUAUAUAUAGAAAUAUCUAAUAUUCUUGUGAAUCAGUUUUCGGUCAUCAGCCUUGAUGCAUACUUCAGUGUAAGUAUUAGAACAAUAUCUGAUUACAUGGAAUUGAAUCAAGCACUCGACUAAUUUGAGAAAUUAGUGUUUCGUAGGAACUUCCUCGCAUGCUUGAAGAUGAAGUAAAGUUGCUGUAGAUGAUUCCACUAGUGUAACCAAGAUGUACACGAUAUUGUUUAUCAGAAAUUGAUAUUUUGUGCGCAUCUGAUUAGUAUAAUAUCAAAGGUGAUGUCGAAAAUUGAUUCAGUCAGAGGAACAUGUUGGAAUAAUCAACGGUAUCAUAGCUGUGUUAGUAAAUUUUAUUUUAUACACUUUUAACCCCUUAUCAAAGGCGCUUUUCUAUCAUCUAUCAUUAGCAAUCUCACUCCCGUCUAGCAUUCGGAUAGAUAUUGCAAUAUUUAUACAAAUUAUAAAGAACUUUAGUUCCCACAUAAAAGAGAGUAACUAGGGGUUAAAAAAACAUUAUUUUAAAACACGAAUUCUAACUGAUUUGCUCAAUAGUAAAUCGUUUGAAGCAUAUUGAGCAUCGUGGAAAGACUGAGUACAUCUAUAAUUGCUUCUACAUGAAGUUUAAAAAAGAAACAAAUGGAAACGAAAAAGAAUUACAAAUACGUAACGCGGUCAAAAAAGAUUUUUACUCUUAAGCCGAGCUUCUACACAAAUCGUCACGAUCAUUCUUUAACCUGGAGUAAGCUUACUGGAUCGUGUUCCAACGUUAAACAAACGAGGGAAAGAAGUUAGAACAGGAAGCAAAGUAUAGCUUAGUUGCUUACGUUUUGACUUUUUUCCAAGAAGAAAACACGCGUGGCGUGAACAAACGUAUUUUGUGUACUUUUGUAUUACGUCGUUAAUCCAUAGGAUGCUUGGAACACGAUUUUCAUGUCAAAGAAUUAUUUUUCUUAUACGUGUUACAUUCACUGCACAGUGGUUAUAAAAAGCAUUAGUACAUAAUUAUUAUAGCAUUUAUAUAUUAAUUAAUCAGAUUCAAACGUACUCAGUUUCGUGUCAUUUAAUAGUACUUUUAUGUGAUUACAAAAAGUCGAUACUGUAAAAAUAUAGGACCUGCUAAAAAAAGCGCUUUAUUACAAAGAUAUAUAUAGGUAUAUACAGAUACUUUUUGUAACCACUGUAUAUGUGUUGGUGUGUUCGUUCAUAAUGCACCGAGGCAUAAUCGCAAAUUAUCGUAGGAGAGAUGUCAUCGUGUUCCAUUUAAAGCAAUGUUAAAACGUGUUCGAAGUUGAAUACAGUAUUCUGUCGUCGGUACAGUUCACCUAUGUGUGUGUGCACCAUUGUAUAUCUUGUUACCUGAUUUUCAUCUAGAGUAUAUUCGUACGUUUAUAUUGUCGUUAGAGGAACAUGCGACCCAAACAUGUUUUUUUUUUCUCAUUUUAAAAUGAUUUUUGAAACAUGUUCGAAUAACUUUAAUAUAGCAUGCGAGAACAGUGUGAAAAAACAAUCUUCUCCCAGCAAGGAGAACGACACAUACGUCAGCCUUCAUUUAGAGCGAUUACAUUGAGCGAAAGAGAUGAUAGAGCGUUCCUAGAAGAGAGUCGACAAAUUCGAUAUUUUUUAUAUUUUCUUUUUUAGAAACACGAUGAAUGUGAUCUUCGAGUUUAUAGCGAGAGUGCUUCUUUUCUUGAACGGUUGAAACUGUUUGAAGUUUCCAGGUGCUGACUUUUGGAACAUAAUUUUUAUGUCGAAAUCACUUCCACAAGAAGAUCUAGAAAUAAUAAUGACAACUUUAUUUUAUUAUAUUACUGUAUAAUAUAAAUGUUAACAUUGAUUUCUAUGUUACAACGUAAUUGAACAAUUGAAAUUCUCUAAAUAUGAGGAGUAUUUAAUGACAUUAUAGUAACUCUUACACUGCAAUAUUAUUACUUAAUUUUUGACAAGACCAGAAUUAGCACCUGAAAACUUAUAAUUAGACUGUGGAUGUUUAUAUAUACACAACAAAUUUAGAAGUGCAGAAAUGUAUAGAGUGCACUUAAUACGCAAAAGAUACAUAAAAUAUCCGAAACAAAGGACAGAUUAUAAUAUCUAUAGUAGGUAAAACUAGUUUUUAUCUAGAUUUCAUUUCUUUAAUUACAAAAAUAUGAAAUAUGCAUCCGUAGUUUAUUUAUAACAGUUGUAAUCGACGAGUUAACCGAAGAUUAAAAUUCCUUUCAGAUUAGUUUAGUGUCUUUCGUCGUUAAUGAUCAAUCGUGAUGAAGGCGUUCAUCACACGUUCACCGAGCAUUCUCGUUCCUGUAAUUAUCGAAAAAAUAAGGUGAAUAUUAGACGUCGAAACAUUUGUCCAACUUAUCUGUUGUCGUUGCUGGAAGCUUCUUGAAGAUUUUGACAGAGAGCAUGCGAGAGAACGCGAGAGAAUGUAUGCGUGUGAGAGAUGAGGAACGAGAAACAUACGUAUUCUUGAGAACUAAAAUCCAUGAAAGACACGGUGCUAAUAAAAAGUUCCAAAAAAAGAGACAAAAUAAAAGGAAGGAAGAAAGGGAAAAAGGAGAAGAGGAAGUAUUGAGAAACACGCCUCGACGCGCGUGCAUGCGUGAAAGAGCGAGAAUGAACAGAAGAAGUAUGAGAGUGAAAAAGACGAAAUGUUACGAGCGACGAUCGUGAGAUUUCGUACGAACAUUUUUUCCUACAUUUCGCCUCUAGAAGAAUAAUAUAAGAACAGGAAACAAAAAAGAAAGUCACACCAUGUAAGGAGUUUUUUAGAGGAGUAUACUUCGUCGAUUAUAUGAUAGAAACAUGUUUUAUAUAUAUAGAAAUCGGACGAUCGAGCUCAGAAGAAGAUUUAAAAGAAAAAAAAGUAUAAAAAAAAAAAGACGAAGAGGGGAGGCUUUCGUAUACAAUUUCAGUUUUUCUCCAUCCAGUAAUCUCUCCGUCGUAUACAAUAGACAUAAACUCGUUACGAUACUACAAGGAACCGCAGAAACAUAUAGCUAAGUGCCUACUCCUACGAAAGAAAAGGGAAGAGAAAAAAAGGGAGUCAUAAUAGUGAAAAUACGAUCUGUAGUAGCAUUCAAAUAGAGUUACGACACUGUACGCAACCCCUCGCCUUUUUGGAAGAGCGUAAUCAUCGAGCAAGUGAAUCCUUUAUUAUCCGACAAUAUAUACUUAUACAUGUAAUAUAUAUUUAGAAAUAGAUAAUCGUUCCAGUAAAUCUAUUGUUACCUGACUGUCGAAUGAUCGAGUCACGAGAUUUAUGAUUUAUAGUUUAUUAUAAUUAUUUUUUCACAGGCUAGUAUUUGAAAACAGAAGACUUUUUUUAAUGCAAACUUCAUAGAACUCGAUAAUGCAAUGAUACUUCAUGGAAGAUAUCUAGUGUACUGGUAAAAUUCAAUUCAAAAGCUAAGUAGAAAAGGUCACCAAUUACAAAACUAAUUUUCUUUUAUAUACAAAUAAUAUAUAUAUACAUUUCUUUUUAAUAUCAUAAAAUCACAAUGUAAUGAGUAACAAAAAUAAUGUAUUUACAGAUUAUAUUUUCAGGGAUGUUUAUUUUACCUGUCACUAAAUUCUUCCCAACAAGACAAAAAAGAAAAGACAUUCUCGUGGUUUGAUCAAUUAAUUUGACAAGUCAGGUCGUCUAAAACUUAAGAAUGGAGUUGCGCGUGUGAAAAGGGAAGCAAACAAAUGAAAUACGAUAUAAGGACCAGGAAAGCAAGAACGAAGAUCAGGGUUUAGAUAACGAUAUUAAUGUUGUCCUUCCGGAAAACAAAUAGAACAUGGGCAAUGGUAGGAAGUUACUUCUCCCUGAGGUCAAACUGCAUCCUUGCGACUCUACUUCUACGCAGUUAACUGUUAAUAUUUACAUUUACGAUGUACACCGUGGUAGAAGUUGUAUCAAGACAUGGUAUUUUAAAUGUAAAACGAGAACAGAUACACACAUACAUACACAUGAAUGACAAAUGGAAACGUAACACUUGGUAGAAUUAGAGAAGACUGAAUCAUAGAGGAAGAGGGUCGAAAGAAGUGAAAUGAGAUAAUGUGUUACUGAUUCGCGAAAAUUGGGGAUGAAAGAAAAAUCAAAUUUUUAUACAAUUUAUUUCCGAUUGGCUAUAUGAAAAGAGAAACGAUAUUAGAACAAGAUUAAUGGAAAAAUUCAUUUGAAACGUCACUUCGCUUCUUUACACGUCCCAACUAUAGAACAUUAGAUCAAAACAAAAAAAUAAGAAAACAGUGAAUAGCAUGAGGAAAUGGUUUGCAUGCAAUAAAAUGUUAUUUAUGCGACAAGAAAGAGAAAGAGAGCAGAAAAAGGUCGAUAUGCGCGGCAGCAUCGAUGCCCUCACGACGCAUAUUCGUUUUUUUACUCCCAAAUGUAGAACGAACAAAAAAAAAAAGCAAAGCAAGAACUACUCGUAGACGAGGUUCCCCGAUUUGCAUAUUUAGAUCGAUCAAUACAGGAAAGGAUUUUUUCGUA